AUGGCAACCGCUUCACCAGCACCCCGGACCCCGGGUCGGACUCAGCCUUCCGCAGAAGUCCCUCCUGUCGUCACGGACACCAAAGACCAACGCCGAACAUCUUCUUUGGGUUUUCUUCGUCGCUCCAAGUCCAUUGAAAUUUUAGGCGAAAGACGCCCGUCCGGAAGCAAGAACGGAAAGAAGAUGCCGAAGGCUCAGACGGCGGAAGAAGAAGCAGCUCGCCGCCAGCGCGAGUCAAUGAUGUAUCAACAACCCCCGCGUCUACCUGAUCUCUCGCCGGCCCCAGUUCUUGAGACCUUUGGCGGCGAUGAGCGCCGGGAUACUGUUGCUGCCCCUGCAAGCCAGCCCGACUCAUCUCAGCAGCAAGCUGUGCCCCGCAGUACGAUAAGCACGCCAGUUGCCCCGGAGCCGAACGACGCCUAUGCACGAGCAGAGAGCAUGACACACCGUGGACGCUAUAGCUACGCAAGCAGUGCCGUUAGUACCGUCAACAACCCGCGUCGGCUGCGUCGGCGCAAGGAUCCCACCCCGUACAAUGUCCUUGUUGUCGGCGCAAGUAACUCGGGCAAGACCUCGUUCCUCAAUUUCCUCAAGAAGUCCUUGGAAUUGCCGCCGCAUAAGCACCCCUCCCGUUUGCCAGAGGAAGUCGCAUCCCAGGCUCGCCAAUCCCCCGCCAAUGAGGGCUAUGUUUCCCACUAUCUGGAGACAGAGAUCGACGGCGAACGAGUCGGUCUGACCCUCUGGGACUCUCAAGGCCUGGAGAAGAACAUCGUUGACAUCCAGCUACGAGGGGUGACUGGGUUCCUGGAAAGUAAAUUCGAGGAAACGCUAAGUGAGGAAAUGAAGGUUGUUCGGUCACCUGGAGCUCGCGACACCCAUAUCCAUUGCACCUUUUUGAUCCUGGAUCCAGUCCGCUUGGACCAGAAUAUAGCGGCUGCAGAGCGGGCUGCGCAGGGAACCCCAAGGGCAACCGAUACACCUGUCAUUGGCGUUCUUGACGAGCGUCUUGAUGUUCAGGUCCUGCGAACCAUAGUGGGCAAGACCACCGUUGUUCCAGUUAUCAGCAAGGCCGAUACGAUCACUACAGCCCACAUGGCGUACCUCAGGAAGGCUGUCUGGGAUAGCUUGAAGAAAGCCAAUAUUGACCCGCUGGAGAUCCUUUCCUUGGACGACCAGGAAGAGUACACAUCUUCUGAGAGCGAGGAUGAGGACGAGGAGGCGCAAGGUCAAGAUACCGAACAGGAUGCGGAGGCCCGGUCUCCACGUUCGCCCUCCCAGCGCAGCCAGGACACGCGCAAGUCUUCCGGUUCCCAAGCCGUCGUUCAGCAUAUCCCUUUCACCAUCUUGUCUCCUGAUCCACAUUCGCUUAGGGCUGGCGACGAGCCUGUUGGGCGCAAGUUUGCCUGGGGGUUCGCUGACCCGUACAACGCCGAGCACUGUGAUUUCCUCAAGCUGAAAGAGGCCGUAUUUAACGAAUGGCGCUUUGACCUCCGCGAAGCGAGCCGUGUGGUCUGGUAUGAGAGGUGGAGAACCAGUCGCUUGAACCGUAAUGUUGCUGUGGCCAGCGCUGCACCCCAGAAGAAGCUGUAUGCGGGGAGAACUGGUCCGGAUGUGCGCCGGUUCCGCUAA
Aspergillus eucalypticola CBS 122712 is the source of this 1629-nucleotide messenger RNA. RefSeq names its product septin (gene aspE). The record is from RefSeq and is a predicted model, not a curated record. The transcript has 2 exons. The coding region runs from base 1 to 1629 and encodes 542 amino acids. Gene Ontology annotation, molecular function: molecular adaptor activity; GTP binding; GTPase activity. Gene Ontology annotation, biological process: cytoskeleton-dependent cytokinesis. Gene Ontology annotation, cellular component: cytosol; septin ring; septin complex. Lineage: Eukaryota; Fungi; Ascomycota; Eurotiomycetes; Eurotiales; Aspergillaceae.